This is a messenger RNA of Anthostomella pinea, 705 nucleotides long. The record is from the annotation of a GenBank genome assembly. Lineage: Eukaryota; Fungi; Ascomycota; Sordariomycetes; Xylariales; Xylariaceae.
AUGACGAGCGGACUGCCAACCAGGACCGUCGCCGGCGUAACCAUACCAAACACCACCCUAAUCACCGCGGCGCUGGACUACGCCCGUCAACACAGCACCGACUACACCUACAACCAUAUCGUGCGCUCGCUGCUCCUGGGCACCGUAAUCUCCGACAAGAUCCCAGCCCUCCUAAAUCGCGACCGCGAAGCCCACGCCGUCGCCGCCGUGCUCCACGACCUGGGCUUUCCCAUCGGCCACCCGCCGCACAGCAAAAUACUAAGCAGCGACAAGCGCUUCGAGGUGGACGGCGCCAACGCCGCCAGGGCCUUUCUGAAGCGGGAGGCUGCCGGCGACGACUCGGACAAAUGGGACAAGCAUCGCCUGCAGCUCGUCUGGGAUGCCAUCGCACUGCAUACCACCGGCAGCAUCGUCUUCGAGAAGGAGCCAGAGGUACAGGCGACUUCAUACGGCAUCUGGGCCGACUUCCAGGGGCCUGAUUCGGGUAUCGGACGGCCUGUUGACGAGUAUCCACGCUUAGGCCUGAUGAAGGGUCUGAAAGAGAACAUGCUGCACAUCUGCAAGGCGAAGCCGCAGACCACGUACGAUAACACCGUCGGGGAAUGGGGCGACCGCUACCUCGGCAAGGAUGAGUACGAUCGAGCGCCGAACCUGACGCAGAAUCUGCUGGAGACCUGCGGUUUGGAUGACAAGGAGCUUGGAUGA